Messenger RNA from Juglans microcarpa x Juglans regia, 4791 nucleotides. RefSeq names its product Fanconi anemia group D2 protein homolog. The record is from RefSeq and is a predicted model, not a curated record. The transcript is spliced from 30 exons. Gene Ontology annotation, biological process: interstrand cross-link repair; mitotic intra-S DNA damage checkpoint signaling; homologous chromosome pairing at meiosis. Bases 157 to 4590 code for a protein of 1477 amino acids. Gene Ontology annotation, cellular component: nucleus; condensed chromosome. Gene Ontology annotation, molecular function: DNA polymerase binding. NCBI's taxonomy places the organism in Eukaryota, Viridiplantae, Streptophyta, Magnoliopsida, Fagales, Juglandaceae.
UUCAAAUUUGGCGCGGUUUCUAGCCUUUUCAUGUCUGCGAGAUAACCCAUUCUCCAUCAUCUCUCUCUCCUGUAGGAGUGAGUAGUGACUGACUAGAAGAAACAAGCCCAGAAGCAGAGAAGAAUCAGACACAGACCACCAUAGUAACUAGUUAAGAUGGUGCUUCUUCGACAGCAACAAGCCCCUUCGCGUAAAAGACCCUCCUCCUCCUCCCCCUUCGUUCCACCGUUCCCUCCUCCCAAAUCCGCCAAAACCCUGCAGCAAUACGAUGUCCUGGAAACCGCCCCUGCAGUAGACACCAUGGUGUCGGUUCUGGCAGACGCCGGGUGCACCCUCAUCAACCCGGCGGGCCCACCUUGCCUCCCCUCCGAUCCCCACCAGUUCCGCCGCCGCCUCCACCGCCUCUUCUCCUCUUCCCAAAAUGCCCCUUCUCUCCGCUCCGAUUUCCUCUCCGGCUUCUCUUCCUACAUCCAUUCCCCUCCUAAUCUUCGCAGAGUUCUCAUUUCUAUAAAUCCUGAUGGUCUUAGUUCCACCAGAAGUGAGAGCAUUGCCCGACAUCUCUUACUGGUCCCAUCUGUCCAACUAGACCUUCAGAGCAUGCUCCUUGAGAAACUUCCAGAAUAUUUUGAUGCAUGUCCAGAACAUUCAGGAGCGUCAUUAUCACUUGAAGAUGAUGUUGCUAGGCUUAUUAUUAAUCAGUUUCGGUGGCUUGAUUUUAUUGUCGAUCACAAUGUCUUCACUAAUAAAUUGAUGCAAGUCCUCUCGAUUUGCCCUUCACACUUGAAGAAGGAGAUCAUUGGAUCAUUGCCCGAGAUUAUUGGUGAUCAAAACAAUAAGAUUGUGGUUGAGGGCCUGGAACAAAUGCUUCAAGAGGAUUCCACUAUCAUUGUACCAGUGCUUGACUCUCUUUCAAACCUUAAUCUGGAUGAUCAGUUGCAAGAACAGGUAAUUACCAUUGCAUUAUCAAGCAUCCGAACAAUUGAUGCCGAGCACAUGCCAUAUCUACUUAGAUUUCUGCUGCUUUCAGCAACACCAGUGAACAUUCGGAGAAUAGUCUUACAUAUUCGUGAGCAGUUAAAAUUUGUUGGACUAUCAAAUUCUUGUGCAUCACAACACAACAAACUCAAAGGAAAGUCACUAGUAGACAACACAGAGGCUUCUAUUCUCGAUGCCUUAAGAUCAAGUCUACGAUUCAGGAAUUUUCUCUGUCAGGAGAUUUUGAAAGAAUUGAACUGCCUCGAGAAGCCUCGGGAUCACAAAGUCAUUGACAUAUGGCUCCUUGUGCUCAUAUAUGGUAAUGGUGAGUCCCUGCAGAAGAGCAUUGAAAAGAUGUUCAAGAAGAAAAUUAUUGAAGAUUGCAUUCAGGAAGUUAUGCUCAACCAGUGCAUAUGUGGGAAUAAGGAAUUGGUUCAGGAUUAUUUCCCGUCGUUUCUUUCCUUGUCUGAGUACCUGUUGGCUUGCAAAGAACAAAGAGCUCGGGAGUUUGGCAUUCACAUGUAUAUUUGUCUGUUCGAAGAGUUCCUUGAUAAUUAUUCAAGACAGGAAGUUCUUGGGGCACUAGUUACCCAUGUUGGAUCUGGUGUAAGUUUUGAAGUGCAGUCUGCUUUGGAGACCAUGGUUCUGCUGGCCUCCAAAUAUGCACAUGAUUUGCUUCCUCUUUCUUGUCACAUAAAUGGUAUUUUGGAUUACUUGGAGGGAUUUAGUGUUGAGAAUUUACACAAGGUUUAUGAGGUUUUUAGCCAUUUAUCACUUUCAGCUCGAUCAAAUUCAGCUUCGUUUGGAUCUUCUGUUGCAAAUGAACUAUUAAUGAUCAUAAGAAAGCAGGUAGGCAAUCCAGAUCCAAAGUUUAAGAAGAUGGGCUUAAUUGGAACUCUGAAGCUAGUUUCUUUUAUGGGAGAUAAAAGUAGUGUUUCCUAUGGCUCCACAUCUCAGAAAUCAAAUUGUGAAGAGGCAUUGGAACUUCUGAAAGCUUCACUGGAGUCUUGCAGACGGUACCCCUUACCAUUGAUACUGUUUUAUGAUGAACUGACCGCAAUGUUGGACAAUGGAGCUCUUCAUACGUCAAUUAUGGAGCUGAUUGUGAAACAUGUAGGAGAGUUUGAAUCUGUUUUUCUGUCCGAUCUUGAUGGUGGGAAAAUGCCUUUGAAGGAAUCAUAUUGUGGUUUAGAAGGUGAAUUGUGGAUGAACUUGGACGGUGAUAUAUCUCCUGUUUGUUUGAACAUUUUUCCAUUGGCUUCCUCUUCCCUGCAGUCAGCUUCCUUGCAGUUUCUUCCUGCUAACUUCCUCUUACUAUCCACUAUUGAGAGGUCAACAAAUCAAGGAUCUCUUGAAGGAAUUGAUGCUCUACUUGGCUGCCCUUUACACCUUCCUUCAUCUAAGUACUUCUAUGGAGCUGGCUGGAAAUCUUUAACAGGGAAGCAGAAACAAAUCGUGUGCCUAUCUCUCUACUAUGCCGCAAAUUGGAUAAGGGAACUGCUCAACGCCUUUUGUACAGUAGUGGGAAGGAUUGCAUGUACAAGUCAAGCUACAAAGGAUGACACUGUUUGUAAGCUAUUGAAUCGUUUAAGGAAUCUUGUAUAUUUGGAGAUCUUAUUGAACAAUUCCAUUGAACAACACCCUAUAUUGCUGCCUGAGCUUCAUUGUUAUGUUGAUCAUUUUGGAUCUUCACUCCUAAACCAUUCUAACCAUACGGGGCAUGUCGAAAAGAACAAUCAACAGAAGACACAAGAGUGCACCUUGCCUAAGAGCAAUAGAAGAGGCAAGAAGAUAUCAAAAGCCCCAAGCUCAGAUACCAAUAGAAAACUCCAGCAGCCCACAAUAUUGGAUGUGCUGAAGAAAGCAGGAGCUAUGACUAGCCAAGAAGUGCCAAAUAAGGAGUCUUCUGGUCUAAUUUCACAGGGAAGCUCAUCCAAGUCACAAGAUCAAUACCUCUGUGACCCUGAUAAGCUGGUAACUGUUGAUGUUUCUCCAGUUGCCAAAGCUCUGGAAACGCAGAGAUACAAAUUCAGGCCUCUUCUGGUUCAAUGCUUUUCCAUUUUGACAUUUUCAGAGUUACCUCUAUUUUUGUAUCUUCUGCGGGAUCUUCACUACAAGCUGGAUUAUUUCACUCCAGCCAAACAAUUAUUGGCUAGAAGCCCAAGUCCCCCAGCUGGGUUCACCAGGAUGGCAGUCAAUGAAUUCUUGACCAAAAUCACACCACUCUUUCCAAGUCUUCGGAAGCAUUUCAACAGUGCACUGUUUAUACUAAGAGGAAGUGAUGAAACCUGUCAAGAGCAUUGGAAUGUUCAUUCUUCUUCUGCUGAGAACCCAGAUGUACCCAAUCUUGUGCUUUCAAGAUCUGCAGUUUCUAUGUCUACUUUCAAAGAAACACUUCAUUGUUUCAGGAAGAUGCUAAGUCUUUCUUCUAUUCAGAAAGAACAUAGAAUUCUGUCAGAUCUGCUUGAAGCAUUCCAGCCCAUCAAGUCACCCGAUGCUGUUUUAUCAGACAUAUGUUCCAACGUUUCACAAGGGACUUUGGAAUAUUUAUAUUUAGGGGCUUAUUCAUACAUUGAAAGUAUCUUGGACAUAGUAUGCUCCUUUUCCUUCAUGCUGGCAUCAGAAUCUCUUCUUACUCUAGAAUCAACUGUAAACUCGUUCCAGAAAUUUCUUGAUAAGUUGGAUGAAAAUGGUAAAAGUAGACACUCUGAUUUUAUCCAUGGUGUUCUUCCUACCUUAAGAAGCAGACUUGGAGCUUCUGCUCAAAAGCUUUUAAGGCAGAACUGGGACAACAGCCAAGUUCUGAGUGUUUGGAAGAAUAAAGGAGAUAUUCUAGAAAAAAUAUUGCAGAUUUACUUGGAAAAUAGUGAGUCAACUUCUGAUUUGCUGGAUGACCUUGCCUGCUCUGUACUGCCUCAGGUUUCUUCAAGAAAGGAAGAAGAUGAUCUUCAUGGUUUUCCAACUCUAUGUUCUGCAACGUUUGUUGUUUGGUACAGAGUGCUGCAUGAAGAGAAUCUUACUGUUCUUAACAAAUUGGUUAAGGAAGUUGUUCUCUUAGAGAAACUCAGAGCUAGUGUUCAACUUCAAACUGUUGAAGAGCUUUUGGUCAAACUGCAACAUUCUGUGAAGGUGGUGGUAUCAUUGGUUAACAUGUGCAGAAAACAUCACAAGGUAACUGUGCAUGCCAUGGCUGUCAAGUAUGGUGGGAAGUUUGUUGACUCUUUUUUAAAAGUUUUUGACUUCUUACAGGCCCACUUCAAUAUGUUCAAUGAGCUUAUUAUCCACUUGGUGAAAGAGCUUCAAAAGGCCACAAGAAUGAUACAGACACUAUGUUCUGAAGCAAAGGGCUUGAAACAAACAGUUAUCACCAGCAAAAUCCCGGCUACAAAGAGAUCUAUGGAACGCUUCUUGUUUUGUGUCAAGGCUUUGCUCCACACAACAUCAAGUGGAUGCUCUUUCUGGAUGGGGAAUCUAAAGCAUAAAGACUUGAUGGGGCAGGUGGUGAGCUCGCAGGCAUAUGUGGACGAACAAAAUAACCAUGUUGUAGAAAAUUCAGCAGAUGAUGAUGAUGAACCUGCCAUUGUUGCUACUGAAGAUUGCAGAGAAGUAGAGUAAUUAGUGACUUAGUUCCCUCAAAGUGUUAAGAACCCGUGUAUAUGUGUCUGCUGCUGCUUCUUCAACCCAAAUUGCAAAGAAAGAAAGAAUCAAUGUAAAAAAAAAAGAAAAAGAAAAAUGAGAAUUCAAGAAGAUGAUACUUCUGGUUUUCGAGGAACCAGAGCCUCCAAGAAUGCAAAUUGCAUUGAUAUAUUUUCUUCA